Molecule: messenger RNA, 2422 nt
Organism: Paramuricea clavata
Lineage: Eukaryota; Metazoa; Cnidaria; Anthozoa; Malacalcyonacea; Plexauridae
Source: the annotation of a GenBank genome assembly
AUGAGUUUCAAAGUGUAUAUCAACCAAGGCGAAUGGGCCCAGAUCUGUGCUUGGGUUUUAAAGCACAAGAAGAUUGAAACUGGUGGAGAUCUGUUCGGAUUAUGGCUCGAUGAACAAACUGCUGUUGUUCAGUUUGUGCUUGGUCCUGGCGAAAAAUGUGAGAGGACUACCACAUCAUUCUUUCAGGUAAAAUUGUUAAUAUAACCGCUGUACAACAAUAUGGAAUAGUCUACAAUUACACUUGAAAAUAGCCCGAUUUCAUCAUACGCUAGUUUAUCCGUCUUCUCGAACUUAGCAAUAUAAAGAAAAGAUAUACAGUAGUUCGUCUGAUAUUUCAUCUCUGCAAAUUCUGCAUAGUUCACAGACGAACUUGCGGCGUAUACGCAGUCCAUCUUUAGGGAUGAUCAAUGUAUACGUGUACUGUAUAAAUACGGCAUAUUAAGACACAUAGUACGAACUAUAAAGAGGAAUCGAUGCUUUGUAACCAUGCAUAGGCUGAUAGGCAUAAGCCGGGUCUACACUAUCAACGUUUCUGUGUAAGGACGAAUUUUGCAUAGGGAAAUUCAACGUUCUGAAGGAUUCGUAAGAAAUGUUUGAGGAAACUGAGUAAGUGUUAACACACCGAGUCAGUUCUCUCAAACAUAUCUUACAAAUCCUUCAAAACGUUGAAUCUACAGAUGCAAAAUUCCUACUGUGAUCACAGAAACUUUGAUAGUGUAAACCAGGCUUUAGUUAGUGAAUUUUCACAACCGCAAACCAAGAUAGAAUGGUUUGUUUAAGGACUAUUGCCAGUGAAGAUCGCGCUAUUUCAGCUAUUUUGUCUUGUGUUGACACAACAAAGGCAUGAUGCGUCUUGGCUGAUGAUCCGUGUCCAGUGUAAAUGAAAUCAAGACCUAUUUAUUUAAAAAAAGUUAGUCAUCAGGUAUUUCUUAUUUAUUUUAACCCAUGCCAAUAUACUGUACUGUUCAUUGAAGUUUUUAUUGACCCACUUACAGGAUGUGGACUAUCUACACGAAGCUGGAACGUACUUGACUAAACACCAUGGCAUUUGCAAUGUAGGCCAGUGGCACUCGCAUCAUAAAAUAAACCUCUUCAAACCAAGUGUGGGAGAUGAGAAUACUAUAUGGAGCAAUAUGCCCAACUUGGGAUUGGAUAGAUAUAUUGUCUUUAUUGCAAAUAUAGCUAACGAAGUGACAAUUAACUGUUUUUGUUUCAAAUAAAAAAGGGAAAGCAACUUCCGGUUAAACAUGGAGAAUUUGAAUUUCUUGAUGGGAACAGUCCUCUGCGUCUGAACGAAAAAGUUUUGCAAAAUGUCCAUAGCGGGGCAGAGCCAGGGAGCUUCAAUCAGAUAACCAGGUUUGGAAAGGAAAAGAAGUAUAUACGAAACGAAGAGGCGAUAGAAAAUCUCGAUAUUUCCAAUGAAAAUGAAACAAGCAGUUACACACUAGGAAAUAGAGUGCAGCACGUUACAAGUGUUCCCAGUGAAGAACAGAAACAUACGAAUCGUACGGCUGGUAAAAAGACAUUUGAAAACAAUACCACAAGUAACGUUGGCACUGUUCAAAACACAAGCCAGCCAAUAAGACACGAGAGACAUUUUAAUCCACAGCAUGUCCAGACGGCAACGCCUUCACGUGACAACGAAGGACAGUUAAGCAACACUGCCGAACGUUCCACGCAAUUGAGCGGACAGCAAAAGAACGCGGUCGUUAGGGUGACAAGCUCUGAAACACCAAUACUAGAAACAACAAAUAACCAAAAAUCUAAUUUGGUUCGUGCAGUUCCGCCUAAUUUUAACAAUUGGAAACACACCAACUUUGGCAGGGGUAGCAUGACUUCAACUACCCAUGGAACCGAUCAAGAAUAUCGCAGUGAUGCGAAUAGAGCUUUUAACUCGGCAGAAUCGAACUUGAGAGCAAAACAGACGGGACACAAUCCUGCAACAGGUAACACAUUUGAAACAGAAAAAAUAUGCGUUGCAAGACAAGUAACAGCCAUAAAUCAAGUUAACAAACAAGAUAUUUCAAAUCAACAAGGCCUAUUAUCGCUGGAUCAACAAAAAACCUUGGAUCAAGUCAGCCAUGGAACCACGAAAGCGACGUAUGCCAGCCAGAAAUGUGCACACACAACGGUUACAUAUGAUGGUGGUCACCAGACAGUAGUCAUACAUCAACCUGGUGCAUAUGCCCGUAGAGACAGUGAUUAUGAUAAUGUUGAAAAGACAGAGCCAACAGCGACACCUAUGGAUAUAGACAAAACUCAAACCACUAUCACAGGGCAUGACGUAAAGAGACCAGAUACGCCUUCAGGAACAAUACAAAACAUUGCAAGUAAUGAUCAGGUUGCUGACUCGGAUGGUGAUGAGAUGAUGUGUCUAUGUGGACUGUUUAAAAAGAUGAAAAUAAGUGACAAUGAUAAGUGA